Molecule: messenger RNA, 3383 nt
Organism: Fomitiporia mediterranea MF3/22
Lineage: Eukaryota; Fungi; Basidiomycota; Agaricomycetes; Hymenochaetales; Hymenochaetaceae
Exons: 5
Coding region: 353-3109 (918 amino acids)
Source: RefSeq, a predicted model, not a curated record
GAAUGUGUGUGAGUGUGACAGAUCACAUCGGAUGCUGUUAUUUGGGUGGUUGUUUGUCGCGUUAUCCGCGCGUGGAGUGCACGAUCGACGGCCUGUUAAGUACUCCUCCCCCUGCCAAAUGCAGUCCCCGACGAGUCCUCAUCCUCCCCUGCCUCGCAUCUCCCUCUCCCGCUCUCCCUCUCCCUGUUAUCCGAAUUCCCUCCCAUCUUUCACUAGCGCGUUCUCAUUGGCAACUCAGUUCUCGCACACUCCUGUGUUUCUCCGAGGUCUUGCCGCACACGCUAGUUUUCUCUGUACCCGCUUGUAGACUACUCUACUCUACUCUACUCUACUCUACUCUACUAGUGCAACCAUGGACUACGACGCGUACGAUGCAAUCCUCCACCACGUCUUCAAACAGACUCAAGGAGAUGCAUGGUUCAAGCCUUCAGAGGAGAACGCCUCUGCUGGUGUCUGCCUCCGGGUCCAGCCAGGCCACUUCCGUGUCUUCCCAUACGAGAACCAUUUCCUUGCCCCCUUUGAGGCAGCCGUCCGUGUCCUCAACCCUGUCGUCGCCGUGAAAGUUCGCAGUGCAUCUGUCCAUGCUGCUCUCGCAACGACCUCCGAGGACGAUGUUGCCCUCUAUGUCGACCAGAACACGCGUAUCCAGAUCCUGGAGAGCAUGAACCGCCUCCCUCGUGCCGACAAGGAACAGUGCGGUGCUUUCAUCCGUGACGAACGCGUGCUUGUCAUCUGGUCCGACAACCUGGACAACAUCAUUCCCAUUGUGCAGGACUUCGAAGACAAGCUCAUUAAGCUCGUUUGGCGUGCUCGUCUUCCUCUCUCCUCGGCUGCUUCCGCUAUAACUUCAGGUUCUCUCGGUACACACUCCACCUCCCCUUCACAGCAAAAUCUUAAUGAGAAGCCAAAGAGCGAGGCAGAUUCGGAAGAGCAGAAACGCACUGAAGCAGAGAAGCGCGCCAAGGCCGCUGCCGAGGCGAAGAAAGGCUUCUCUUGGUUUGGUUGGCGUACUACCAAGGGCAAACACGGUUUGACAAGUGGUGAUCGCACCGAAAUGAUCGAUGUCGAAGCUGGUGGCGAUACGCCCGACCCUCGACCAAUCCGUCUCUUCUCUCCGGUCUAUGGUGGACUGGGAGCUGCCAUGUCCCUAUUCUUUAUCGGUUCGGGUGCCAAUAUCCUCGUUCAGGAAUGGAUGCUUGACGGCGACGCGACGCGCUUUGCACUCCUUGUGACAGGACCCUUCCUGUUCUGUGUUUCCCUGUUCUUCUCGGUGCAGGUUAUCACGAAUAUCUCGUAUUUGAUUGGCCCGGUUGCACAGUUCCAUGAGAACAGCAAAUACUACAGUGCUAUCGCACCAAAGCCAAACAAGCACGUCGACAACCAUCUACCGCACAUCACCAUCCAGAUGCCUGUCUACAAAGAAUCGCUCAAGGAAACGAUUACUCCGUCCGUAGAAUCACUGAAAAAGGCCAUGCAGACCUAUGCACGGCAAGGAGGAACAUCAAGUAUCUUUGUCAACGAUGACGGGAUGCAGUUAAUCAAGCCGGAAGAACGUGAGGUGCGCAUGGAAUUUUACGCAAACCACGGUAUCGGAUUUGUUGCUCGUCCAGGACAUGAUAGCGUGAACCCCGACGGGUUCAAGCGUGCCGGACGGUUCAAGAAAGCCAGUAACAUGAAUUACGGCCUGGCUCUAUCGCUGAGAAUGGAGUCGUGCAUCAAGCGUUUGGAGGCAGAGCUUGAACAGCGCCGCAUGGAGACUCGGGCUAGCAGAGCUGCCAGUCGGGAGGACUUGGCAACUUCAGAUGGAUACGACGACAUCGAUGAGGAAGACGAUGAAGAGGAGAAACUCGAAGACCGCGCUUUGCAGAUGGCGAUCGAGGAGACAUUCGCGGAAUCCGGAAAUAGGUUCAGACCAUGGGCUUCGAAUGCGCGCGCUUUGCGUAUUGGCGAGAUCAUCCUUAUCGUUGACUCUGAUACCAUCGUCCCCGAAGAUUGUCUGCGCGAUGCUGCUCGUGAGCUUGCAGAGUGUCCUGAAAUUGCGAUCAUCCAGCACGAAUCCGACGUUAUGCAAGUCGCGCAUCAUUACUUCGAGAAUGGAAUCGCCCACUUCACCCGUCGUAUUAACCGGUGUAUCUCUAUGGCAUGUGCAAAUGGCGAGGUUGCACCAUUCGUCGGACACAACGCCUUCUUGCGCUGGUCUGCAAUCCAGGACGCAUCGUUCAUCGACGAGGCUGACGGAAAGCGGAAGAUCUGGUCCGAGUCUAACGUAAGCGAAGACUUCGACAUGGCACUUCGUUUACAGCUCAAAGGGUACACGAUCCGCUGGGCGAGCUACAGUAACGGUGGAUUCAAGGAAGGUGUCAGUCUAACGUGCGACGAUGAAUUAAACAGGUGGCAAAAAUACGCGUACGGAUGUAACGAGCUCAUCUUCAACCCGCUCAUCCAUUGGUGGCGCAAAGGUCCCAUCACGAAACAGCUACACACCUUCAUAUGGAGUAACGCACCGAUUCACUACAAAAUCUCCAUGUUAAGCUAUAUGUUCAGUUACUACGGUAUUGCGGCGGCUAUUACACUCUCCCUGAUCAACUACCUCGUUCUCGGGUUUGCGUUGAACAUCGAUGGGUACUAUAUGCACAGUUUCGAGAUUUGGCUGGCAUGUACGGUUGUGUUCCCUGGAGCUGGAAAUGUCGGCUUCACGUUGCUUGAGUAUCGGCUUGGAACGAGGAGUUUGCUAGAUGCGUUGAUUGAGAACUUGACUUGGGUGCCGUUCUUCUUCUUUUUCUUCGGCGGUCUCUCCGUACAUCUCUCCCAAUCCGUCCUCGCCCAUCUCUUCUCAUACAACAUCACCUGGGGAGCAACCAAGAAAGAAGUCGAGAGAUCCAACUUCUUCCUCGAAGUACCCAAGAUUCUAAGACGAUUUUGGUUGAGUAUCAUUGUAUGUGGGUUGAUCACUGCUACGAUGGUGAUUUUGAGUACGAGUUUGGUUCCUGUUGAGUGGAGGAUACCAGGUUUUGAUUGGGCUGUAAUUUUCCCGCUUGCGGUUACUGUUGGGUGUCAUUUGUUGUAUCCGAUUAUUUUGAAUCCUUGGCUGAUGAUCUUUAGUUACUGAGAGUUACAUCUCUCAGGUUUCUUUCUUUGCUUUACGUUUUUUUUUCGGGUUUGAGUGAAGUAUCUAUUGGGCUUUUCGAGUCUUGCUUCCCUCAUGCACUGUGAAACAACAGUCUACUGUCUUUACUUCUUAACUUUUACCCCUCUCGGACUCUGCUCUCUCGCUCUUGCUAGGAAAAUUUACCAGUCCAUCCAUCCAUCCUCGCUCUUGGUUUAAUGAUUAUAUAUACAAACACUGUUUCAUGUCCUUGCUGAAUUAGACUAUAUUACAUACU